This is a messenger RNA of Fusarium poae, 903 nucleotides long. RefSeq lists its product as uncharacterized. The transcript is spliced from 2 exons. Gene Ontology annotation, molecular function: aldose reductase (NADPH) activity. The record is from RefSeq and is a predicted model, not a curated record. Gene Ontology annotation, cellular component: cytosol. Lineage: Eukaryota; Fungi; Ascomycota; Sordariomycetes; Hypocreales; Nectriaceae. Bases 1 to 903 code for a protein of 300 amino acids.
AUGGCCGCCAAACUCGCAAAGGACAUGACCCUCAAGGGCUCAUCCACUGCUAUGCCAAAACUCAUCUAUGGUACAGCAUGGAAGAAGGAAAUGUCAGCAGAUCUUGUUUAUACUGCUCUAAAGUAUGGUUUCCGCGGUGUCGACACGGCAGGCCAGCCCAAGCAUUACGACGAAAAAGGUGUUGGGCAGGGUUUCCAAAGAGCUAUCAGAGACGGCAUCAUCAAACGUGAGGGAGUAUUUCUCCAAACUAAGUUCUCACCCCCAGCCAACAAAGCUGAAAACGCACCUUAUGAUUUUGAUGCCCCAGUUGUGGAUCAAGUUCAUCAGUCUAUGCAGUUCUCACUCAAGUACUUCACCAUCGAGGGCGAGGAGCCCUAUUUUGACAGUGUACUUCUACAUACACCUCUGGGAACUAUGGAUGAAACUAUCACGGCAUGGAAGACUCUGGAAACCUACGUGCCUCGCCAGAUUCGUAACCUGGGCAUUUCCAACACCACGCUUCCUAUUCUCAAAGCGCUCAACGAUGCAGUUACUGUGAAACCCAGCAUUGUUCAGAACCGCUUCUAUUCGGAAACGCACUUCGAGGUAGAACUCAGAGCUUAUUGUCGACGGCAAAACAUUGCAUUUCAGUCUUUCUGGACACUCACAGGUAAUCCGGAGCUUGCUGUCAGUAACCCUGUCAGGGUGAUCGCACAGAAUGCCGGUGUUGCACCCGUGGCGGCAUAUUAUGCCCUUGUCUUGGGUCUUGAAGGGAUUUCGAUUCUGGACGGAACGUCAACGGAAAGUCACAUGAGGGAUGAUCUUGAGGGGAUUGAGAAGGUUGCAUCUUGGGCAGAGGGAAGUGGCGCAGAUGAGUGGACUUCUGCUCUCACUGAGUUUAAGCAAAGUAUCAGGAAUGCUUGA